Messenger RNA from Psilocybe cubensis, 525 nucleotides. RefSeq lists its product as uncharacterized. Gene Ontology annotation, molecular function: sterol binding. Bases 1 to 525 code for a protein of 174 amino acids. The record is from RefSeq and is a predicted model, not a curated record. NCBI's taxonomy places the organism in Eukaryota, Fungi, Basidiomycota, Agaricomycetes, Agaricales, Agrocybaceae. The transcript has 5 exons. Gene Ontology annotation, biological process: intracellular sterol transport.
AUGCGCUCAACCCUCAUUUUCGCAGCAUUUCUAGCUCUCGCAUCUCCUACUCUGUCUCUAGUUGCAGGUAGCGGUGAAUCUGAGCAGCAGGUCAUGGAAGCCAUCAAUGGUUCGGUACAUACCUUUGAGAGCUGGAGUUGGGUGAACUGUGGACUAUCCGACGAUGGAGUGAAGAUAGAAUCGAUUCAGAUUUCUCCAGACCCUCCCAAACCUGGAAAGGAUUUAACCGUCACCGUGAAGGCGUUGGUUCAGAGAGAAAUAAAAGAAGGAGCAAAUGCAAACGUUAUAGUGAAAGUUGGUUUGAUCAACAUAAUUAAGAAAAAUUACGAUAUCUGUGAAGAAGCUCGCAAGGCGAAUGCAACAGUCCAGUGCCCUGUGCUACCCGACUCGUAUACAAUCUCCCAUACAGUAGCUCUUCCUAAGGACAUUCCUCCAGCCAAUUUUAAUGUCGAAGUGAAAGGGUUAACCCCAGAUGAUACCGACAUGUUCUGUGUCAAAUUGACAGCCGAUUUUUCGAAGGCAUGA